GGCCGGCGGCCCGCGGGCGGGCCGCCCUCCGGCAGGAGCCCACCUCCCUCUUAAGGCGGCGGCGGGAAGAUGAAGCUCCGCGAGCAGCUCCUGAACGGCGGCGCCGCGAUGCCCGGCGCCUCCCUGCAGCGGGCCUGCCGCCUGCUCGUGGCCGUGUGCGCGCUGCACCUCGGCGUCACGCUCGUCUACUACCUGGCGGGCAGCGACCUGCGCCGCCUGCCGCAGCUCGUGGGGGUGCGCGCCCCCCUGCACGCCGAGGACACCCGCGUGCGAGCCGCCGCGCCGCCGCCGCCUCCGGGCGUCGCCUCCGAGCCGCGCCCGCCGGGGCAGCCCAGCCGCGGGCCCGCCGGCCACUUGUCCGCCCGGCCCGCGGCGUCCUCCUCCGCCGCCGCCGCCGCCGCCGCCGCCUCGGCGCGCUCGCCGCUGCCCUCCUGCCCGGCGGAGUCCCCGCUGCUCGUUGGCCCCAUGCCCAUCGAUUUUAAUAUCAAAGUGGACUUGACGCUGGUGGCAAAGCAGAACCCCAAUGUUAAGAUAGGCGGCCGCUACCGCCCCAGCGACUGUGUCUCACCUCACAAGGUGGCCAUCAUCAUCCCUUACCGUAACCGCUAUGAGCACCUCAAAUACUGGCUCUAUUACCUGCACCCCAUCCUGCAGCGCCAGCAGCUGGACUACGGCAUCUACGUCAUCAACCAGGCUGGAGAGAUCAUGUUCAACCGGGCUAAGCUCCUCAAUAUUGGCUUCCUGGAGGCUCUGAAGGACUAUGACUACAACUGUUUUGUAUUUAGUGAUGUGGAUCUUAUUCCCAUGGAUGACCGCAAUACCUACAGAUGUUUUGCGCAGCCCCGGCACAUUUCUGUUGCUAUGGACAAGUUUGGAUACAGCCUACCUUACCUCCAGUAUUUUGGAGGAGUCUCUGCUCUCAGUAAACAGCAAUUUCUCACCAUCAAUGGAUUUCCAAAUAAUUACUGGGGCUGGGGAGGUGAAGACGAUGACAUUUUUAACAGGUUAGUUUUUAGAGGCAUGACAAUAUCCCGCCCCAAUGCCAUGGUUGGAAAGUGUCGGAUGAUCCGCCAUUCAAGAGACAAGAAAAAUGAACCCAAUCCUCAGAGGUUUGAUCGCAUUGCACACACAAAAGAGACGAUGUUGUCAGAUGGUUUGAACUCACUCAUCUACCAUGUGGUGGACACAAAAAGAUUGCCUUUGUACACCGAAAUCACAGUGGACAUCGGGGCACCGAGCUAGCAUUAUGGUGCCCCAACAAGCAAGCUGAAGAGGCCAGGACUCUGCUGCAAUCUGCCAAUCCACUGGGCUGGUCCCUCUCUCAUCAGCGAUAGGCCUUCACUUACCAUUUGGUUGCCUUUCCAGGCAGCCAGAGUGAGACAGUUUAUCCCCACGUUGGCUCAGCACAUGACUUGUCAGCGUGACCGGGUGGUUGCGCAUGUAGUGACUGUCAGCCCUCGGGAAUUCUCAGCAUGAUUGUGGCAUCAUCCCAAAGAGAGCUGGACAGGGUCCGGCAUCUGGAGACCAUGGGGCUCAUUCCCUGGGAUCAACUGCUAAUGUGUUGCGAAAUAAGUAAGAAUUUUGCUUUAAAUCAUGGUAUUCUUAUGACUUUACGAAACUUUCGAGAGUGCUGCUGAAAUGAAAAUGAUGGGAUUUUUGGUCAGCAUGUUUCAAGGAAAAACACAGUCCCCACUGUUGACAUUUUCUUCCCAGCUCACACCCUGUCAGUGUAUUCAGCUGUUACAAUCACUCUGUGUGUGUAUGUAUGUGUGUGUGUGUGU
Molecule: messenger RNA, 1781 nt
Organism: Suncus etruscus (white-toothed pygmy shrew)
Lineage: Eukaryota; Metazoa; Chordata; Mammalia; Eulipotyphla; Soricidae
Gene: B4GALT1
Product: beta-1,4-galactosyltransferase 1
Exons: 6
Coding region: 70-1242 (390 amino acids)
Biological process (GO): carbohydrate metabolic process; protein N-linked glycosylation
Molecular function (GO): beta-N-acetylglucosaminylglycopeptide beta-1,4-galactosyltransferase activity; cytoskeletal protein binding
Source: RefSeq, a predicted model, not a curated record